This is a messenger RNA of Wasmannia auropunctata (little fire ant), 824 nucleotides long. Its product is annotated as lipase member K-like. The record is from RefSeq and is a predicted model, not a curated record. The coding region runs from base 97 to 660 and encodes 187 amino acids. The transcript has 4 exons. Gene Ontology annotation, biological process: lipid metabolic process. Lineage: Eukaryota; Metazoa; Arthropoda; Insecta; Hymenoptera; Formicidae.
CUUAAAAUUCAAACGGCGAGUGCCAGAAAAUUUAUUUCAAAUUAUAUUUACAAUGAUACUUACAAGUUACAAUUAGUGACAAUAUAUAUAAUAAAAAUGGACGUAAAACUUGUUUCCUUCAUACUUAUACUUACUGUAGUAUUACUGAAAGCAGAAGUAAAUCUCUGGGGUGACUUAGAAUUUUUUCGAAAAGCAAUACUUAACAAUCUGUUUCCUAAGGAUCCUGAUAUAAUGAGAGUAAGGAAGCCAGAAGAUGUUAAAAUAGAACAGAACAAUGUAACCAUAUUGAAUUUCAUCGGUUUAGUAGAGAAAUAUGGUUAUUCCGCUGAGGAGCAUUACGUCACAACAAAAGAUGGUUAUAACUUGGUAAUACACAGAAUAUUUGAAAGUCCUUUAUCUAAGAAUCGACAGAGAAAAAAAGUUGUUUUUCUUCAACAUGGUAUCUUGUGCACAUCGGACUCUUGGGUGACCUUUGGUGGUGGCAAUAUUCUUCCAUUUUUAUUAGCUGAUGAAGGAAAUGAUGUAUGGCUUGGAAAUGUCAGAGGAAAUUCUUAUUGCAGAUCACAUAUAAAAAUGUCUCCACGUAAUAAGGACUUUUGGCAAUUUAGUUUCACGGCUUGUCAAGUACACAUCUCCAUUUCGUGCGCUGCGAGCGCAUAACGUUGCGUGCAUUGAUUAGUCAAAAGACCGACGCGACUGAUUGGUUAAUAAGGAAAAAGGAAGGGAUUUUCGCGUCGGAUUCCAGGAAGUCAGUGGGACAGUCUUUGUUAAACUUCUGGCUAGUUCGUCUCGUAAGAGAAAUAAAGUUUUUCUUAAAAACAAAA